Mercenaria mercenaria is the source of this 3766-nucleotide messenger RNA. Its product is annotated as mucin-2-like. NCBI's taxonomy places the organism in Eukaryota, Metazoa, Mollusca, Bivalvia, Venerida, Veneridae. The record is from RefSeq and is a predicted model, not a curated record. The coding region runs from base 119 to 3013 and encodes 964 amino acids. The transcript is spliced from 24 exons.
CUUCGUGACAACGAAAGUUCCUUCAGUCUAUGUUCCCGUUAUCUUUAAACACCGAUAAGAAUAAAAACAAUUAAACGUUUAAAAUAAGUUUUAAAGAUUAUUAACAUGUGAAGUAAAUAUGGGUUUAGUGAUAAAUUUAGGCUUUGGGACGUUGGUGGUGAUUUCGGUCUUCUUUUAUGUUGGAGUUUGCGGACAAGAUGUGCUGAAAUGCAUGUCUUGUAAAAAGGCACUUCAUUUUACUCAUUGUGAGGAAAUGGUAAAAUGCGACCCUGAAAAGGAGGUGUGUUACGUGGAAGAAGAAAUUGAUAUCGGUGGAGAGACCGUUAUAAAUGCUGGAUGCAGAGAGAAGACGCUAUGUGACGCUAUAGGUUGUUUUGGUGAUGGCAGUAAGAGAAAAAAGCGGAGCUUAAAUCCUUUUGACAGAGAUAUAAUCUGCCAUCACUGUUGUGAUGGGGAUUUCUGUAAUAUGUAUGGCUGUCCGGACUCGUUUGAUGUCAGUCAUCUCCAAGGAAGUAGAUGUUUUGUUUGUGACCAUGUUCUGCAACCUGAACAUUGCAACACAAUCAAGAACUGUGAAGCUGGCUAUUCUUGUGGACAAGAGCUUCUUUCGUUUGGUGCCGGACGGAGAUACAAUCUUCUUUGUCUAAGAACUCAGAAAUGUGAACUACUACGAUUAUUACACAGUAAUAAUAGCGGAAGAAAGAAACGAAAUUACCAACAGUUGUGGGCGGACUGUUGCGAUAGUCAUCUCUGUAAUGGCUAUACGACGAUGAAGAAAGAUUCCCCUUCAAUGUGGUCAGUUACAUACAAGUGUCCAGAAAGGGACACUAGCGUUAACCCGAUAUUCGCAGCAGCAACACAGAAGCCAAAUAUAUCCAUAUCGUCUACAACGACAAAGGCAAUAACACCGACAACAACACUAGCAUCAACAACUGCAGAAACAACAACAACAGAGGUUAUUUGUGAAGACAUUGACCCAGAUUGUGAUGUUUAUGGUAUAGAUUACAUCUGUAAAGGAGCAUACGAGGACUGGGCGAAACAACAUUGUGCAAAAUAUUGCAGUUUCUGCGGAACAACAACAGUAAGAACGACACAGUCGGUUAGUGUAUGUGAAGAUUUGGACACAGAUUGUGCGGAUUACGGUCACGAUUACAUAUGUACAGGGGAUUAUAUACCGUGGUCCAAAAUACACUGUAAGAAAUACUGUGGCUUCUGUCCAGUCACCAUCUGCGUAGAUAAAGACACAGACUGUGCUGAUUAUGGGCAUGACUACAUCUGCCAGGGUGAUUAUAUUCCGUGGUCAAUGCUCCACUGUCAAAAGUAUUGCGGCUUUUGUAAUGAUGGAACCGCAUCAACUACAACACAAGUUACUACUACUGCACCAACUACUCUACCGGCGACUACCAAAGCUCCUGCAGUAACUACCGCGACCUUGACAACUUCUCACUGUUUUGACCUUGACACAGACUGCGCUGAUUAUGGAAACGACUAUAUUUGCAAAGGAGUUUACAUUGCAUGGUCUGAAAUACAUUGUAACAAAACUUGCAACUUUUGCCACGAUCAAUGUCAUGAUCAAGAUAGCGAUUGUGCGGACUAUGGAUUUGAUUACAUUUGUAAAGGAGACAAUAUCCCUUGGUCUAAACUCCACUGUGCAAAGUAUUGUAAUUUGUGUUCAGAUGGUACCACAUCGCAUACAGCACCAGUUACCACUACCACAAAGCCAACGACUACCAAAGCUCCUAUAGGUUCUGCCUCGGCCGUAACAGCAUCUCACUGUUUUGACCUUGACACAGACUGCGGUGAUUAUGGGAUCGACUACAUUUGCACUGGAGAUUAUAUUCCAUGGUCUAAAAUACACUGUAACCAAACAUGCAAUUUCUGCCACGAUCAAUGUUACGACAAAGAUAGCGAUUGUGCGGACUAUGGAGUUGAUUACAUUUGUAAAGGAGACUAUAUUCCUUGGUCUGAACUGCACUGUGCAAAAUAUUGUAAUUUAUGUUCAGAUGCAGCACCGCAGACCACUAUGUCAUAUGGAGGGUCCACCACCACAAGAGCAGAAGCUGUUACGACUGGCUCCACGGCUUCACCAGAUCACUGCAUUGAUCUCGACAGUGACUGCGCCGAUUAUGGUACCGACUAUAUUUGUACUGGAGAUUAUAUUCCAUGGUCUAGGAUACAUUGUAACGAAACGUGCAAUUUCUGUCAUGAUAGAUGCUUCGAUCAAGACAAUGAUUGCGCAGACUAUGGUUCGGAUUAUAUUUGCAAAGGAGAUUAUUUGCCAUGGUCUGAACUUCAUUGCGCAAAAUUUUGCAAGCUGUGCUCGGAAGCAACAUCGCCAACAACAACAACCAAAGCGACAACAACAAUGAAAAUAACGACUACGACACCAACAACCACGCCGAGAAGAACAACAACCCAAACAACUAUUUUACCAACAAAUACGACAAGGAAGCCUACCACAACGGCACCGACAACAACAACAACAACAACUAAAAAAGCGACGCCAUUACAUACAACAACAAUUCCUUCAACAACGGCGCCUACGACAAAAGCUUCUACAGCAAUACCAAAACCACCAGCAACAACAACCACGACACAAACAACUACAGUACGCACAACAACACCUACAACGACACCCACAACAACUCCUACAACAACAACUCCUACAACAACAACUCCUACAACGACAACGCCUACAACAACAACACCUACAACAACGACACCCACAACAACCACAACACCAACAACUACCACGCCUACCACUACAACGACUCUAUCUCCAAGCGAGGCAUGUGGUAAUAAGGUGUCUGACUGUCACAGCUACAAGCUGGAACUAUGUACCGACCUUGACCAGAGGGAGUGGAUGUGGGACAACUGUAGAGGGCACUGCAAAAUGUGUCUACAAAACAGACCAUGCAAAGAUGCGACACAAGGUUGUGCAGAUUUCAAGGAUAUGAUAUGUAGUGAUCCGAGUAUGAGUUUAGAAUGUAAAGAUACGUGCGGUAUUUGUUAGAGAAGCAUUAAAAACAAUGCACAGUCGCACCAAUUUUGUAGCCUAAAUCAUAUUUUAUUUAUAUUUUACAAAACUGUCGAAAUUUCAUGUUUUCUAUAAAGUGGGAGGAAUGUUGCCGUCAUGAGAUAAUCAGGUGUGGUUUUUGACAUAUUUUAAAGAUACACCGUGCUAUUUCAGAUAGUAUAAUAGUUUCGUUUUAAAUAAGAAUAGUCUGUAUAUAAUACAUAUUCAUUAUUAUUAUUAUUAAUUAUAACUCCUUUGCAUGUUCUAUACCCUAGCAGUUGUCAUACGUUUUUAAUGUUUCUAUAUAACAUCUUGAUUGGCCAUCCCUAAAAUCGCACAGUUUAAGCAUAGGUAUUAGGUUCCGAAUAGAAAACGUCAAAUGUAAGCCAUGUAACGCCAUGUUGGUACAUCCCUAAACUUACACAAUCAAAACAUAUAUAUAAGAUUUGUCCAAUAGAAAACGUCAAAUGGAAUGAUGGUAUAUCCUUAAAAAUAGCACAGUCUGAUCAUAGAUAUUAGGUUUUCCAAAUUGAAAACUUUAAAUGUAAGCUAUUAUAUCAUGAUGGCACAUCCUUAAAAUAACACAGUCCUAACAUAGCUAUUACGUUUUCCCAAUUGAAAAAAUUAAUGUUACCUAUGCAAAUUAUUGAUGACACGCCCCUUAAAGAAACAUUUCUGAAACAUGUUAGCUUAAAAACAUAUAUUUUGUUUUGCUAUAUGUUUGGGGUAUAUUAAACUUUUAAACCCUUC